Messenger RNA from Cyprinodon tularosa, 2598 nucleotides. RefSeq names its product transmembrane protein 200A (gene tmem200a). The transcript is spliced from 5 exons. The record is from RefSeq and is a predicted model, not a curated record. Bases 773 to 2380 code for a protein of 535 amino acids. NCBI's taxonomy places the organism in Eukaryota, Metazoa, Chordata, Actinopteri, Cyprinodontiformes, Cyprinodontidae.
ACUCAUCUAUCUCUCCUCUCUGUGUGUCUUUCUUGCUCACAGAAUCCCGCGACUGUAAAGCGCUUUCAGAACUGGAUGGAGCUGCAUCUCUACUCGAGUCUUUGGAUUUAAAAAUGAUUUUAUUUGGACACUGAUUAAUUAAAACAGAAACUCUGAAGCUGGAAACUUUUAUCUUUUUUAUGUUAAAAAGGGGGGAUCAAGUUUUGGCCCCAAGAGCUUCACAAAACGACUUUUACGCAUUGGAAAACAGUAAUCAUCCUCGCUUAUCUUGUUAUGGUUGCCAGCAAUAAAAAAAAAUAUACAUAUAUAAAACGUAUUGCAACGUAAGGUUUUACGCCUUUAAAUAACCAGAGUGAGGAAGAAAAUUAUUUCCUUUAAUUAACGCGUUUCUCCGCCCUCAAAGAUACUCAUCAUCCUUUGCGCGCGUACCGUGCUCUCCUCCAGGCGUAAAACGUGUUCCGCGUUCAAUAUACUGAACUAAAACGGAAUUUGCCAUGUACUAAAGUCCCAAUUUGGUUAAACAAAAUCAAGACACCGAGCGUGAUCUGCCUUAAGGAGCUUGGAUGCUGGUGAGGACUGCUGCUGUGUCUAAAGGCUGCAUGGGAGCGCAUGCGGUGUCAUCUUAAUUCUCCCCGGCGCGGCAUCAUCUCGCUGGAAGUAGGCUUCGCUGGAAAGAUGGCUUUUGACUUUUCCCCCAGGAUCCAAAGCGUAAUCCCUCUGCAUGCCUGAUUACACCGUGACAGUGGAAACUCGUCUUUAGUAAGGUAAAAGGAUGACUGCAGCUGCAGGUGUUCUGACAGGCUUGGCCAAGCUGAAGCGCCAGGACUCCGCCCGCUCUCAGCAUCGCCCCAUACCACCUGCUUUCCAAGGCUUGGCAAACCCCACCCCUGAGAGCGCCCCCAGGAAGAGAAAGAGACGCACAGAUGUGGUGGUGGUUCGAGGAAGGCUUCGGCUCUACUCGGCUUCAGGCUUUUUUCUCUUCCUGGGACUAAUCAUCUUGGCAAUAGGCAUUGGCAUGGCGACUCUAGGUUACUGGCCACACAAUAAAGCCAUACCAACAGGUGGAGGAAAUGAAUUAAAGGUGGAGAAAGAUGUAACUAAUGCAAGCCAAGUGGUUCAAGACUCUUCAAAGCAGAUGGGCGGUGCUCUGACACGGUUUCUGGAACAGCACCUUCACUCUGAGAGGAUGAAGAUGCUUGGACCCUUCACUAUGGGAAUAGGAAUCUUUAUCUUCAUCUGUGCUAAUGCAAUACUUCAUGAAAACAGAGACAGGGAGACCAAGAUAAUCCAUAUGAGAGACAUGUACUCAACAGUCAUCGACAUCCAUCGCCUCAGGCAGAGGGAGCAGAAACACAGCAGCAGCUUCUGUGCACGAGAAGUGGCUGAUCUUCGAGGCUUCGGGGGGGACACAGCACCGCACCUGGCCAGCAACUCCCUCCUCGGUUUCUCGUCUCGGGCUGGAAGCAGAAUUGGGUCUACAGAGGAAGAGGAGGGGCUUCUUGGGGGUGAGGAGUUCCACCAGCACAAAGAGCAGGCCAGGCUGGAUUGUAGCUUUGCGGGACUUUUAGCUCCGUUGUAUAAGGAUCGGCCUUUUUACGGCGCCGGGCUUGGGUUGGAGCGUUCAGAUUCCAUGCGACAUCAAUGGUCAGUUGAUGGAGAUGGGGAGAAGGGAGGACACCACACGGGAUCUAUUGUCUCCUCCUCCAUCUCCGCCUUUACUCUGCCUGUUAUCAAACUUAACAACUGUGUAAUUGAUGAACCAGAAAUGGAGGCAAUUACCGAAGAGGACAGAGGAGGUGAGCAGAGACGAGCAGAGAGGCCGGUGCCGCUGAGCUCCAUGGAGUCUCUAGUAGUGCCAGUAGCAUCUGUUGCCAAGGCCUCCAAGCCACCAGGCUUACAGCGUAGUAACUCUGCAUCCUCGUCCUCCUCCUUCUCCUCCGGCACCCUCUCCCCUGCUCCCUCAUCUACCUCAGGCUGCUGGCUCUCACCAGGAGCAGCAAAGAGUGACUUUGGCUCCAACUCUUCUCUUCAAAUGCUUAACAGCCACUCCAAAUCCCUGGACCUAGAGCGCAGGCCGAGCGUGCUCAGCGUGCGACCGGAGCAGAGGAAGCAUCCCAGCUGGCCGCGGCUCGACCGCAGCAACAGCACCCGCAGUCACUGCGGGAACAGAGGCAGCAGCAAGGGAUACACCCGCCUGGAGGACAGCGAGCAGCUGGGGGAGCGACGCUCGGACACUUUUGUGUCACCGACAGACAGGCGCGACUACAGCAAGCGAGAGAAGCUGCUAAUGAUAUCCAGGUCACAUAAUACUCUCAGCUUCGAACAUGAUGAGUUUCACAGUAGUACGAUGAAGAAAGGAAGCUCUGAAACUCGAUUCUAAAACUGUCAGCUCCAAGUCUGUCCUGUUCUUUAAAUUGUUCAUAAGCUCUCUAAGUGUGCAUCAGAUGAUUUUGGCUUUUAAGACCAGUUUUUGAAUGCAGAGCAAAUGUGGGAACCUGCACAGCAAAAGGUUGGCUCUUACUGACUCUACAGGCCUACUGUACUACAUUAGAGGUGCUUCUUUACAGCUGACCUGUACAUGUGAAAAAAGACGCUUCC